Messenger RNA from Euleptes europaea (tarantolino), 623 nucleotides. RefSeq names its product armadillo repeat containing 7 (gene ARMC7). NCBI's taxonomy places the organism in Eukaryota, Metazoa, Chordata, Lepidosauria, Squamata, Sphaerodactylidae. The coding region runs from base 2 to 574 and encodes 190 amino acids. The transcript has 3 exons. The record is from RefSeq and is a predicted model, not a curated record. Gene Ontology annotation, molecular function: protein binding.
CAUGUCCCAAAAACAGCAGGAGCUGCAAGGACUGGGUCGGCUUGAAUACCUGCAAGCCCUAGUUACUGAAUUCCAAGUAACAGAAAGUUCUGAAGCCAAGGAGCAAGUGCUGGCAAAUCUAGCUAAUUUUGCUUAUGAUCCCAAGAACUAUGACUAUCUCCGGCAGCUCAAGGUCUUGGAUCUGUUCCUGGAUAUGCUCACAGAGGAUAAUGACACCCUUGUGGAAUUUGCACUUGGCGGCCUUUGUAACCUGUGCUUGGACAAAAUCAACAAAGACUACCUCUUGGAGGCUGAUGGGGUAGCAGCUGUAAUCAACUGCCUGUCAUGCUCAAAUGAGGAAACCGUGAUGUCUGCGGUCACCACUCUGAUGUACCUGACCACACCCCAGUCUUGCCAACAGAUCACGGCUCUUCCCGUAGUGGAGUGCAUGCUGCGUUUCUCUCUCUCAGCCAACAGGAGGCUAUCCAACCUGGCAACUAUCUUCCUUGAAGACUACUGCAGCCCUCUGCAAGUAGAGGAGGCCAGGAACCUGACCAAACACACCGCUUUAGGGAUCCCCCUGCCAAAGAAUUAAUGCACUAUCGAGGCCUUUCUUCCUUGAGAAGUGGCUCAUCUUCCUAGCA